Molecule: messenger RNA, 1164 nt
Organism: Linum trigynum
Lineage: Eukaryota; Viridiplantae; Streptophyta; Magnoliopsida; Malpighiales; Linaceae
Source: the annotation of a GenBank genome assembly
AUGAGUGCCCCUUGCGGCCUUAUAAGGAACUGGUGGCCUCUUAGGGUUCAUCAAGUUCCAAUCCCCCUCUUGCAUCUUCAAUUGCAAUUGUCGCCUUUGUCCGUCGUUGAGCAUCUCCCCAUGGCUGCCACGGUCAGUGCUGUGUUCACAGAUGAAGCAAUUGCCGUCUCUGAAGAGCGAACCAGCCUCAGCCUCAUUGGGCGAAUCUUUGGCCCCGCUCCAUCGACGGGGAGUCUUCAGCAUUUCUUGGUUGACGUUUGGAACUGCAAAGGGUCGCUGACGGUUCUCCCGAUGCCGGCGGGCCUGGUCCAAUUCAUCUUCUCGGACCCUUUGGAUCGAAAGAAGGUGCUGGCGGUUACUCCCUGGAUCAUAUCCCGAUUCAUGAUUCAUGUUCAAGAAUGGGAGGAACCAUCAGAGGAGGUCGCCCAAUCGCUCUUACGGGUGCCGCUUGACGUUCAACUUUGGGAUGUGCCCUAUGAACGCCUCACCACCCUCAUGGCCCGAUGCCUUGGUUCAGCAAUGGGGGACCUCAAGGAUGCUGCUGUCUAUGUAGGAUCUGAAACUGGCGGGGCUUUCCUCCACGUUCGAGUGGCUCUGGAUGUUUCGGCUCCGCUGUCACAGACUGUAUCUGCUUCUCUUGUGGCCAACAGUAAGGGUCCUUUCAAAGCUCUGGUUUUGUUUGAACGUCUCCCGUUGUUCUGCUUUUGUUGUGGAGUUAUAGGUCACAGUGGCCGUCGUUGUGCUCGUGCAUCGGAGUUCGUCGGGAAACCUCUGCCAUAUGGGAGACAUACGCUGGCCAAGGAAGAGGGGUCUAAAGUUGACGAACGCACUCUCAAGCGUCGCCAUCCCAAGCUGUCAUGGACUCGGCACUCCUGGGAGUCUUCUGUCGUGGGCAAUACUUCCGCUACUCUUUUAACCGCGGCCACAAAGAUGGACCAGACACGUUCGGGUAUGCAGGGGCUGGCCAUUCAGGCCGCUCAGCACACUUCAGUGGAGCUUGGUGGCUCAUCAUUGGUGCGCAAGCGAGAUUCACUGGAGGAAGGGGAGAUACUUCCGGAUCCUAAGGCUGUGUGUCUAAAUGCAUCAGAGAUGGAUGCUGGUAUUGAUGAAACUGAUGUCAGGGUGGAGGCAACCGGCCCAGCUCGGUCCAAGUCCACAUCAUGA